Acanthamoeba castellanii str. Neff is the source of this 444-nucleotide messenger RNA. Its product is annotated as ubiquitinconjugating enzyme E2, putative. Gene Ontology annotation, molecular function: ubiquitin conjugating enzyme activity. Gene Ontology annotation, cellular component: nucleus. The record is from RefSeq and is a predicted model, not a curated record. The coding region runs from base 1 to 444 and encodes 147 amino acids. The transcript has 3 exons. NCBI's taxonomy places the organism in Eukaryota, Discosea, Longamoebia, Acanthamoebidae. Gene Ontology annotation, biological process: ubiquitin-dependent protein catabolic process; protein polyubiquitination.
AUGGCCCUGAAGAGGAUCAACAAAGAGUUGCAGGAUCUCCAACGCGAUCCGCCCACAAACUGCAGCGCUGGCCCCGUUGGCGACGAUCUCUUCCACUGGACGGCUACCAUCAUGGGACCGCCUGACAGCCCGUACCAGGGUGGCGUCUUCUUCCUGAACAUUCACUUCCCCACAGACUACCCCUUCAAGCCUCCCAAAGUCAGCUUCACAACCAAGAUCUAUCACCCCAACGUCAACGGCAACGGUAGCAUCUGCCUCGACAUUCUCAAGGAUCAGUGGAGCCCUGCCCUGACCAUCUCGAAAGUCUUGCUCUCCAUCUGCUCUCUGCUUACCGAUCCCAACCCAGAUGAUCCCCUCGUGCCCGAGAUCGCCCACAUCUACAAAACCGAUAGGUCGAGGUAUGAAAACACGGCUCGGGAAUGGACGCGCAAGUACGCCAUGUAA